UUCGAGGAUGGAGAUGAACGGACAUUCCCGGAGGAGUUUGAGGAUGUCACGGAGCUUGCGGGGACACGGUCCAACCGGGGUAAGUUGGUGGCCCUCCGAGCGCUUGUCAAAGCUCGAGCACUGGAGAAGUUGGAUGCGGCGCAAAGAGUCUCAGAGAACGUGGUGUGGGCCGCCGAAUUGGAUACUCUGAUCGUGGAUUUUUUGUAG
This is a messenger RNA of Echinostoma caproni, 207 nucleotides long. Lineage: Eukaryota; Metazoa; Platyhelminthes; Trematoda; Plagiorchiida; Echinostomatidae. The record is from the annotation of a GenBank genome assembly.